ACUUUCGGACACAUAUGAGAAGGCUGCUCUGCUUCACUUCUCUGUUUGCCAUCCCCAUUUACCCUCUAGUCCUCUACUUUGUUGUCCCCGAACGACUCCUCUUCAGCAUCUUAUCGUUUGAAAUUUUUUCCUUUACUUUGUCCUGUCUUUGUUCAUUUUCCGUGAGUUCCGCUCUCAUGUUCGUCUGAUUUUGUUCAAACGAAGCAUUGAUUUGGUGGAAAUAGCACGCUUGAAUGGUUCUUGGCGGAUUCUUUCCUUUAAUUAACGCAUGUAAACCUUGGACCAAAGUUUGAAUCUUGAAUCGUCUUAGGGGUUUAGAUGUAGUUCGUCUUGGAUGGCUAUCAGAGGCGUCGAUUUCAAGUGGUACGAUGGAUUUUUCUUGUCGAUGCUCGCAACAAGUGUAAUCAUUGUUUCCAUUAAUUGGAAGCGCUAUCAUCUUUGUACAUACCCGUUGCACAUAUGGAUCGUGGUUGACUAUACAACUGUCUUUGUUUUUCGGCUGUUGAUGUUUGUAGACAAUGGCCUUGCUGCAGGAAUGGGUUUAGAUUUUGGAUGGCAGCAAAGAUAUGCUCGCUUCUGUGGAAGAAUUGUGGUUCUUUCAAUUCUUUCCCUGUUGCUGUACCCCUUUCUUUGGGCUUGGACUGUAAUUGGGACCUUAUGGUUCACAAGUGCAAGAGGCUGUUUACCUGAGGAAGGCCAAAAAUGGGGUUUCCUUAUUUGGUUGCUUUUCAGCUAUUGUGGGUUAAUCUGCAUUGCUUGCAUGUCUACAGGAAAGUGGUUGACACGACGACAAGCACACUUACAACGUGCUCAACAUGGAAUUCCAAUUUCAGAAUAUGGUGUUUUGGUUGACAUGAUCCGGGUACCUGACUGGGCAUUUGAAGCUGCUGGUCAAGAGAUGAGAGGGAUGGGCCAAGAUACUGCUGCCUAUCAUCCAGGACUUUACUUAACUGCUCCUCAGAGAGAAGCAGUGGAAGCACUUAUUCAGGAACUUCCCAAGUUCAGACUGAAGGCUGUUCCAACUGAUUGCAGUGAAUGUCCCAUCUGUCUUGAAGAGUUCCAUGUUGGAAAUGAGGUUCGUGGACUCCCUUGUGCUCACAAUUUUCAUGUGGAGUGCAUUGAUGAGUGGCUUCGGCUGAAUGUGAAGUGCCCCCGCUGUCGUUGCUCCGUCUUCCCCAACCUCGACCUCAGUGCUCUCUCCAAUCUCAAUGCAGAUUCUGGCCGUACCUCUGCCAGUGUUGUGACUACAACAAGCUAUGCACGAGCUCAACCACCUGGGCAGAGCUAUCUACUGAGAUUGCAGGGUCUUCUCCGCCCAAUUCGCACCGAAAACGCUGUGUCAAUCAGUGAUCCAGACAUCGCCUUGGAAGCUGCUGAGAAUGGAGGUCUUUCAACGGUAAUUGAGAGCCCUUCAAGCACAGAGGUGCCAGCCAGACCAGCACCAUCCAUGGAAUGUGUUCUGGAUCAUUCACCUCAACCUCGCCCUUAACUGUCUCAGGUCCGCUGGAGAAAUUGAUUGUCCAUUAAUUGUACUGAGUACUGACCCCCGGUUGUAACUUGUGAGUAGUAAAAGAGAGAUUCCUUUGUUCCACACAUCAGAGCUAAAUUGUUCAUGGAUGUAGGCUGUGGUUGCCUGUUUGGUGAUGUACUUUUUCAUCUACCAUCAAUUCAAUUGGUGAAUGCAGUUAAUUCUCAAUCCCUAA
Molecule: messenger RNA, 1703 nt
Organism: Nelumbo nucifera (sacred lotus)
Lineage: Eukaryota; Viridiplantae; Streptophyta; Magnoliopsida; Proteales; Nelumbonaceae
Source: RefSeq, a predicted model, not a curated record